Molecule: messenger RNA, 737 nt
Organism: Phytomonas sp. EM1
Lineage: Eukaryota; Euglenozoa; Kinetoplastea; Trypanosomatida; Trypanosomatidae
Source: the annotation of a GenBank genome assembly
GCGGAUCUGUUUUAUUUGAGAAACUAAAAAAAAGCUUAAAAUCACAAAGAAAGAAAGUAUAUUUGCAUAUACGAGUUUUUUAUAACUUUGACAUAAUAUAGUAAGUGAGAGAAAACAUGUAGAAAGCAUGCCCAAAUCGAUAUCUGGAAAAAUAUUGCUGAUCUAUAUACAUUAUAUAUGAAAGUAUACCCUUUUUUCUUUCUACUGAGUCUUGUUGCUAUGUCUUAAUGUCAUUCAUAAAUGUCUAAGAAUCUGCCGCUUCAUAAGAACUGUAAAAAGGAAAAAUUAAAUAGGAAAAGAUUUUUUCCCAUGAUAAGCAUGAACUACAUUCAGUGGAAAAAAGGUAGGUGUAAAAAUUUAUUUUCCACGAUGUCACAUCCGUUCUACAUUACUCUCUACGCCUGAAUUCUUAUCUAUAUGACUACUGUUCUAUAUGUGCUCAUACAUAAUAAAGAAUUUCCAAGCAUAAUUAAUGAGGUGAUGUUGCGUAAAGUUUUUGUGGAAUGCUUAGUGGUUGUCUUAUAUAGUGAUAUUGAUUAUUACUGUUAUCUUAUAUAUUUAUCGAUUUUUUAUUUGAGUACUUCUUGUAAUGAAGAAAAAGUAGUAUUUAUUCAAAGAAUUUUUCAAACAUAAGAAUGCUAUAUAAAAUUCGGCCUCAUAUGUGUAACCAAAUAUUCUAUCAUUAUUAUCAAUUUAGUUAUUUUCCGCGCCUGCCCAUUAGAUGAUAAUAAAUUCAA